This is a messenger RNA of Epithele typhae, 1566 nucleotides long. RefSeq lists its product as uncharacterized. Lineage: Eukaryota; Fungi; Basidiomycota; Agaricomycetes; Polyporales; Epitheliaceae. Bases 1 to 1566 code for a protein of 521 amino acids. The transcript has 5 exons. The record is from RefSeq and is a predicted model, not a curated record.
AUGUCGUAUCCGUCGUCACAAGGGAACUGUAUCGUUUCUGCCUCCGGCUCGAAUUCUUCUCUCGGUGCUUCAAAUGAUCUCGUCACCACCACGACUCCUUCGUACGACUGCGUGGAGCAUCCUCAUUCCCACAGAACGCCUCAACAAGCUCCGGAUGACCCUCUCGACCAGAAUGGGGCAACGUUGUUCGGGAUCGUUGACGGCAACGCGCCAAUGGAUGCGCUCGGCAAUGCGACCGCCUUUUGUCCAUUGAACGUCGGCUAUCUUUCGCCUCGCCAAAACAAUGCCUCGAAUUACGAGUUCCAGGGCAUCUAUAUUCCCUCCGCGUUCAAUUCGUCGUCUCCUUUCGAAGGCAUCGUUGCUCAAUCCCCCUCAACGACCCCGCGCCACUCAACCCUCCCAACCCUCCCGAUCCCCGACUUCUUCUUCAACCUUCCUGCUCUAACCCUCGCAUCCUCUUCACCAUACGGUACACCGAACACCGACGGCGGGAACACUGGUGGAACUCCUGGUUAUGGCCUUGACGAGCCUGUGAACGUCGCCGGUGUCACCCUUGACGGUGCGCAAGAUCGGAAGCGGUCGACUUCCCCCCGUUUCCGUUGGAACCCCCGCUGCGAUGCCCCGGGUUCGUCUUCAUAUCAGCCGCGUUAUCUCGAGGUCCCCGCUCCGUUCAGGUCCUAUGACACCGCCGAAGAAAUCCCCGCUGAAGGCUUGGCCAAGGGCAAGGGCAAGGGCAGAGCCGGGGGGUCUUCCAAGCCGCAGUUCGAUUCGAAGGACGCGCGCAUCUUCACCUUGCCGGGUGUUGACCAGCCGCUCGCCGCAAGCGCUCAGCGGUGGACACAAGCGCUCAGUGUCGAGACCUACUGUGGUCAAGUCGCAACUCCCGCGGAGAACCUCGGGCAACGCGUCGAAGAGGUACCCAAGACUCCUUACCGCGGGACAAUUCGUGCAAACUUGGAAAGGAUCGAAGGAGAUGUCGCCGGCGGUGCAGGUUCGGUGGCGCACGAACGCUCAUCCCAGCAUGAUGGCAGUUUGGAUGCCCAUUGGAACAUGGGACUAGACUUCCCCUGGGCCGCGAUGCGGGCAAACUACUCGCUCGACCCGCACGAUCAGCGUCUGCAAUGCGAAUUUAUGCACGAAGGGCCUUCAUGCAUUCGACUCCUGCCACCGCAGCUGCUUCCUCCGCGAAUCCUUGUUUCACAGCCUUCGCUCUCGCUCUCACCCGCCCCAGGGAUCUCUCCCGUUGAUGUCGAACACUCGCCAUCGCCACCGCCGCGGCCUCCUACCGCACCUGCUCCCGUCCACAACUUUACCUUCUUGCCCCCUGUGAUUCGGAAGGAUCUGGAGGGCCAGAGCUACGAUUCCGUUCGUCGCCAUAUGGACAAGAAGGACAAGAAGCGCAAGACCAGCCCCAGCCUCGACGCUUCCCCGGCCGGGAGCCCCAGCGGGAUGCAGCAGGCGGACUCCCCGGUUGCUGGGCCCAGCAAGAGGCGGAGGGCGACCAAGACCCCUGCCGCGAGUCCCGAGCGCAAGCGCAAGGACCGCAAGUCUCCCGGCGCCGCUUGA